Messenger RNA from Hevea brasiliensis (rubber tree), 1252 nucleotides. RefSeq names its product transcription repressor OFP6-like. The record is from RefSeq and is a predicted model, not a curated record. Lineage: Eukaryota; Viridiplantae; Streptophyta; Magnoliopsida; Malpighiales; Euphorbiaceae. The transcript has a single exon. Bases 370 to 1008 code for a protein of 212 amino acids. Gene Ontology annotation, biological process: negative regulation of DNA-templated transcription.
AUUGGAGUUGGAAAGCAUUCCUUUUAGAGAAGAGCAGAUAAAUAAAAUGGAGUUCUUAAUAUACGUGAUAGCACUAACUAAGCUCUUAAAAGUGGAUACUCCAGGCACUUUAAGCUUCCCUAAUUUCUAACAGAAUUAUUAGAAAGAUUAACGGUCAAUAUGAUCUUCUCAUAUGUAAACAUAACAGGAGUGAGAAUACCAUACGUGGACCGUCCUUUAUAAGACAUGAAGAAUUUAGAGCGAACUGGCUCAUCCCAAGGUCCCCAGCUCAUUCUUAUACCCACUACAGACUCCACAAGAAGCAAAUCUCAACUCUCUCUCUCUCUCUCUCUCUCUCUCUCAUAGUUACAGCUGCUAGUUUCGUCUGCCAUGUCUACUAACAAGAAAAGGCCAAUCCUCAGAACAGUUUCAGUCAGCUUAGGCUGUAGCAGCUGCAAGAAACCAAUCCUCUCCAAUAUUUUCAAACUCAAGCCAAGACCCCGAAAAUCCACCACCACCACCACCACCACCACCACCACCCCCUCCAUCUCCACUUCCUACCAUAAACACUAUAGCCAUGACCUUUACUACUCAUCUUCCACCUCCUCUAAAACCAACCCAUCUACCCCAGGCUAUGACACUACCAUCUCAUUCUCUUCCACUGCCGACACCCCACCCCAGCCUUCCUGUGACAUAAGAAGCAGCAAGAAAUGCUCAAGAACCGUACGUGGACUGGGGCGGAUCGGCGGCGAGAGUUUGGCUGUGGAGAAAGAUUCCGAUGACCCAUAUCUGGAUUUUCGACAAUCAAUGCUUCAAAUGAUAUUGGAGAAGGAAAUAUACUCGAAAGACGAUCUUCGAGAGCUUCUUAACUGUUUCUUGCAGCUAAACUCUCCUUAUCACCAUGGGAUUAUCGUUAGAGCUUUCACUGAUAUCUGGGAUGGUGUCUACUCUGCGAGGUCGUCAGCUGCUGGUGGUGUUGGCGGCGGCGGCUCCUCUCAGUCCCAACAGAUGCUGCAUUAUAAUUAUUAGUACUACGGUCAUGGCUGCUAACUGUUAAGCGUUAAAGUCAAGUGACUCUAAUGUGUUCUUGUGCUGCACGUGAAAGUCUUAUGGCUAUUUUCAUGAACUGUAAAAAUGAGAAUCUCAAUGUAUGAAGAUAAUUUUGGUUGCUGUAUUUGUAGGAUCCAACUGUUAAUUAAUUUUAGAAUUUAGAAAAUUGCCUUUUCUUUUUAUUUCCCUUUCAACUCUAAUAUAAUUGAGUAAAUAUUUUCUA